CAGAGAAGAACAUGCAUGGUCCCUACAUGAUAUCUCAGCUCAUGUGUUAUUAAUAUGCCUGGCCAUUCUCUACUCCUCCUCCUCCUUCCCUCCCAUAUAUCUUCUUCUUCUUCUUCUUUGAAGAGAGCAGUACCCACCAUGAAGCUCAAAACCCCAAUUCACUCAUUCAUCUUCUCCCACAUAUGUCGCCUUGCCCGGGCGCUGUCGAAAGCCAAGUCCAUUACUGUCCAGAUAAUCAAGGACAUGCAGUUGGUCCAUCAUUUCAUGGAGCCACUCUUGUUGAAGAAGAGCAAGAAGAAGACUAAGCUCUUCUUGGGCUCGUUUAGGAUGCACUAUAAUUGGUGCUCCUCUCAAGUGUUACCCAUGCCCUCUCCAUCUCCAGUCUUAUACUACGAUUCCACCACGUGGGAUUCCAACUCCGAGGAAUCCCCGGAGCUAUCAGGUUACCUCAAUUGGCUCGAGCUCGAAAAGAAGGGAUGUGACAAGUACUCAACGAACGAUAUUGAUCAUCAACAGGAUGAUGUUGACAGACUUGCUGACGCGUUCAUCGCGAGUUGCCAUGAGAAGUUCAGGUUGGAGAAGCAGGAAUCAUACAGAAGAUUUCAGGAAAUGAUGGCAAGAAGUGUGUGAUAGAUUGUGAUACUUUUUUUCUUUCUUUUCUUGAAUGAAGGUUAAUAUGGGUAUUUCUUUGUUAAAAAAUCUCUAGUUUUUGUUUUUCAUGAAGAAUUGUACUUGAUGAUGGGGGGUUAGUUGGUUGUUG
Messenger RNA from Impatiens glandulifera, 760 nucleotides. RefSeq lists its product as uncharacterized. The coding region runs from base 55 to 630 and encodes 191 amino acids. The transcript has a single exon. The record is from RefSeq and is a predicted model, not a curated record. NCBI's taxonomy places the organism in Eukaryota, Viridiplantae, Streptophyta, Magnoliopsida, Ericales, Balsaminaceae.